AGACAGGGGUCGGCUGGAGAGCCGGAGCCUGAGAGGAGGCGGCGGCGGAGGCGGGGCGACUCCGGUGACCGGGAGCGCCUCAGACUGGCAGCUGCGGCGACUCCCCCCUUUGUGUCUGGUCUGCUCGGAACCAGUGGAGGUGCUUCCCGGAGGGGCUCAGGGUGUUUCGCAAGCUCUGCUGCCCACCCCUUCGUCGGCCACCUACGUCCGUCUUCCCGCCGCCCCCCGCCCUCGGCCCGCGACGCCCGAGCUCCGCCCGGAGCCCAGAGCUGCGGAGAACGAGGUGGCGGCGGCGGCGGCGGCGGAGGCUUUCUCCAGAGGGGCAGUGAUUCGCUCACGCAAGCCAUCGACGGGAGGAGAAGGGGCUUUCAUGGUGGAAUUUACUUAAGGCAAGAGCGAGGGGCUGGAGUAGCCGAGAGCGAGGCCGCGGGCGGAGAGCCCUGGAAGGGCCAGCCCCGCACCUCCCCGCGUGUCGCUCGCCGGGGCUCGUCGCGCCGCCGCGACCCUCCCCUCCCCCGCGACCCGAGGCCGGGCCUUCCCGACCCUCGCGCGAUUGUUCCGAGGAAGCUGUGGGCUCGCCCAUGGAAGCAGGCACCUUUUUCGACCCAGUCGGUGGGAAAGAUUUGUUGAUGUCGAAAUCCGAGUGAAGGAAGCAACGAAGCGAAACUUUAAAAGGAACCCCACUGUCCUCCGAGUCGGGAGCGAUGCGACUCGGGCGGCCGGGCGCCGCUGCCUGCCCCGCUUCGCCCUUCCCGGUGGUCGGGAACUUGUUCUGAUCCUCAGUGCUCCCAUCGAGUCCCCGCCCUCCACCCCUCGGCACUCUGGAUAUGUUUUCUCCCAGAUCUGGAUAUUUUUUUGAUAUUGUGAAACUACGAGGGAAAUAAUUGCAGGGGUUUCUUCUGGGCUCCCUGCUUCUUCCCCACGGACAUGCCUUCAGUCUGGGGUGUCGAGGCACCCCGUCCUAGGCGAAUGAAGCCCCCCAGCCACGAGGGAGCGAAAUGAAGGGAAAUUCUGCAGUGGAAUGAGAGCUCUACAAGCUAGGUCUUCGCAUCUGCCAUUUGUCCUUUCAAACUGCAUUGUAAUCCGGGCAGGAUAAAUCAGACGAAGAGCAGCCUCCUGGCCGGAUUUCUCCGCCCGAAUUUACUUUCCAGAUUUCUUUUAUUUGCCCUCCUGCUUCUUGGCUGGCCCAGGGAUGACUUCCUCGCUGCAGCGGCCCUUUCGGGUGCCCUGGCUGCUAUGGGCCGUCCUGCUGGUCAGCACUACGGCUGCUUCCCAGAAUCAAGAACGGCUGUGUGCAUUUAAAGAUCCAUAUCAACAAGACCUUGGGAUAGGUGAGAGUCGAAUCUCUCAUGAAAAUGGGACAAUAUUAUGCUCCAAGGGGAGCACAUGUUAUGGUCUGUGGGAGAAAUCAAAAGGGGACAUCAAUCUUGUGAAACAAGGAUGUUGGUCUCACAUUGGUGAUCCCCAAGAGUGUCACUAUGAAGAAUGUGUAGUAACUACCACCCCACCCUCAAUUCAGAAUGGAACAUACCGUUUUUGCUGCUGUAGUACAGAUUUAUGUAAUGUCAACUUUACUGAGAACUUUCCACCUCCUGAUACAACACCACUCAGUCCACCUCAUUCAUUUAAUAGAGAUGAAACAAUAAUCAUUGCUUUGGCAUCAGUUUCUGUAUUAGCUGUUUUGAUAGUCGCCUUAUGUUUUGGAUACAGAAUGUUGACAGGAGACCGGAAACAGGGUCUUCACAGUAUGAACAUGAUGGAGGCAGCAGCCGCAGAGCCCUCUCUUGACCUGGAUAACCUGAAGCUGCUGGAGCUGAUUGGACGGGGCCGUUAUGGAGCAGUAUAUAAAGGUUCCUUGGAUGAGCGUCCAGUUGCUGUAAAAGUAUUUUCUUUUGCAAACCGUCAGAAUUUUAUAAAUGAAAAAAACAUUUACAGAGUGCCUUUGAUGGAGCAUGACAACAUCGCUCGCUUUAUAGUUGGGGAUGAGAGGCUCACUGCAGACGGGCGCAUGGAGUAUUUGCUUGUGAUGGAGUAUUAUCCCAAUGGAUCUCUGUGUAAAUAUCUGAGUCUCCACACAAGUGAUUGGGUAAGCUCUUGCCGUCUGGCUCAUUCUGUCACUAGAGGACUGGCUUAUCUUCACACAGAAUUACCACGAGGAGAUCAUUAUAAACCUGCAAUUUCCCAUCGAGAUUUAAACAGCAGAAACGUCCUGGUAAAGAAUGACGGCACCUGUGUUAUCAGUGACUUUGGUUUGUCCAUGAGGCUGACUGGAAAUAGGCUGGUGCGCCCAGGGGAAGAAGAUAAUGCCGCCAUAAGUGAGGUUGGCACAAUUCGCUAUAUGGCACCAGAAGUGCUAGAAGGAGCUGUGAACCUGAGGGACUGUGAAUCAGCUCUGAAGCAAGUGGACAUGUAUGCGCUUGGACUGAUAUACUGGGAGGUGUUUAUGAGGUGUACAGACCUCUUCCCAGGUGAAUCUGUACCAGAUUACCAGAUGGCUUUUCAGACAGAAGUUGGAAACCAUCCCACAUUUGAGGAUAUGCAGGUUCUUGUGUCAAGAGAAAAGCAGAGACCCAAGUUCCCAGAAGCCUGGAAAGAAAAUAGCCUGGCAGUGAGGUCACUCAAGGAAACAAUCGAAGACUGCUGGGAUCAGGAUGCAGAGGCUCGGCUCACUGCACAGUGUGCCGAGGAGAGAAUGGCUGAACUCAUGAUGAUAUGGGAGAGAAACAAGUCUGUGAGCCCAACAGUCAACCCAAUGUCGACUGCUAUGCAGAAUGAACGCAACCUGUCACAUAAUAGGCGUGUGCCAAAAAUCGGGCCUUACCCAGAUUAUUCCUCUUCCUCAUAUAUCGAAGACUCCAUCCAUCACACUGACAGCAUUGUGAAGAAUAUUUCCUCUGAGCAUUCGAUGUCCAGUACGCCAUUGACAAUAGGAGAAAAGAACCGAAACUCAAUUAAUUAUGAACGACAGCAAGCACAAGCUCGAAUCCCUAGCCCAGAAACAAGUGUCACAAGCCUGUCCACAAAUACAACCACCACAAACACCACAGGCCUCACUCCAAGUACUGGCAUGACCACUAUAUCUGAGAUGCCAUACCCAGAUGAGACACAUUUGCAUGCCACAAAUGUUGCACAGUCGAUUGGGCCAACCCCUGUCUGCUUACAGCUGACAGAAGAAGACUUGGAGACUAAUAAGCUAGACCCAAAAGAAGUUGAUAAGAACCUCAAGGAAAGCUCUGAUGAGAAUCUCAUGGAGCAUUCUCUGAAGCAGUUCAGUGGGCCAGACCCAUUGAGCAGUACCAGUUCUAGCUUGCUUUAUCCGCUCAUAAAGCUUGCGGUGGAAGUGACUGGACAACAGGACUUCACACAGGCUGCAAAUGGGCAAGCAUGUUUAAUUCCUGAUGUUCCGCCUGCUCAGAUCUAUCCUCUCCCUAAGCAACAGAACCUUCCUAAGAGACCUACUAGUUUGCCUUUGAACACCAAAAAUUCAACAAAAGAACCCCGGCUAAAAUUUGGCAACAAGCACAAAUCAAACUUGAAACAAGUAGAAACUGGAGUUGCCAAGAUGAAUACAAUCAAUGCAGCAGAGCCUCAUGUGGUGACAGUAACUAUGAAUGGUGUGGCAGGUAGAAGCCACAAUGUUAAUUCCCAUGCUGCCACAACCCAGUAUGCCAAUGGGACAGUGCCAUCUGGCCAGACAGCCAAUAUAGUGGCACAUAGGGCCCAAGAAAUGCUGCAGAAUCAAUUUAUUGGUGAGGAUACCAGGCUGAAUAUCAAUUCCAGUCCUGAUGAGCAUGAACCUUUACUGAGACGAGAACAACAGGCUGGCCAUGAUGAAGGGGUUCUGGAUCGUUUAGUAGACAGGAGGGAACGGCCAUUAGAAGGUGGCCGAACUAAUUCCAAUAACAACAACAGCAAUCCAUGUUCAGAACAAGAUGUCCUUACACAAGUUGUUACAAGCACAGCAGCAGAUCCUGGGCCAUCAAAGCCCAGAAGAGCACAGAGGCCGAAUUCUCUGGAUCUUUCAGCCACAAAUAUCCUGGAUGGCAGCAGUAUACAGAUAGGUGAGUCAACACAAGAUGGCAAAUCAGGAUCAGGCGAGAAGAUCAAGAGACGUGUGAAAACUCCAUACUCUCUUAAGCGGUGGCGCCCGUCCACCUGGGUCAUCUCCACCGAGCCACUGGACUGUGAGGUCAACAACGGCAGUGACAGGGCUGUCCAUUCUAAGUCUAGCACUGCUGUGUACCUCGCAGAGGGAGGCACUGCCACAACCAUGGUGUCUAAAGAUAUAGGAAUGAAUUGUCUGUGAGAUGUUUUCAAGCUUAUGGAGCGAAUUAUUUUUUUUGCAUCAUUUAAACAUGCAGAAGACAUUUAAAAAAAAACAAAACUGCUUUAACCUCCUGUCAGCACCCCUUCCCACCCUUGCAGCAAGGACUUGCUUUAAAUAGAUUUCAGCUAUGCAGAAAAUUUUAGCUUAUGCUUCCAUAUUUUUCAAUUUUGUUUUUUAAGUUUUGCACUUUUGUUUAGUCUCGCUAAAGUUAUAUUUGUCUGUUAUGACCACAUUAUAUGUAUGCUUAUCAAAAGUGGUCUCAAAAUAUUUUUUUAAGAAAAAAGCAAAAACAAUGUAUUUACUGAUUAUCAGUUUGGACCAUUUUCUAAAGGUCAUUAAAACAGAAGCAAAUUAAGACAGGUUUGACUGCAAUGGUGUCUGGUAUCCAUGUUUUAUUUCUGGGCACAAGCUAGUUUUUAUGUUAACGUGUUUUUGACCAUAAUCUGUUGGACAUUCUUUUCUCUUGUAUUUUAUUUGAAUGUGCAAUAGUCUAUAGACCACAAAGAAGCUUUCUUAUCUGCUCUCUUCCUAGCAGAGCACACAUUCUUCCAUUGUUGAAACAUUUUCCCCUGUUCUUCGAUAAUAUGAACAUUCUCUAGCUUUCUCCUUAUGGAGAUGCAUAGAAGCUAUCCAAAGGGCUCCACAAAGGACUUACCAAAACCCUUUUGAAAUGCCAUUGUCUUCUAACCUUCCAAAUGCUAGUGUUUCCUUCCAGGCAUUUUAACAAGUGUAUCUGGUUCUGAUUUUGGAAGUUCAUAAGAGAGCGUAGAACAAAACAGAAGAAAGCAAAUAUUAGCCUUUUCCAUUUUAUUUUUCUAUGUAUAUGUUCAUGUCUGUAUUCAUUAUUUAAGAAAUAUUUUUUAUCAGAAAAUGUAUAGAGCUAAACCUACAUGGAAUUUUUAAAUGAGUAGCUGGGCAAGAUGAUUAGUAUAGUAACUGACCAUCACAAAUUAAAUUACAUUUUCUAUUUAUAAUAACUUCAGAAGUAAGUGGUAGUUGAUUUGAAUCUAUAGUACGAUUCAUUGUUUCCCAGCAUAGCCUAUGUGAAAAACGAUUCCUCCUCCCAUGACCUAAAACACUGUGGAAAGCUCAUCCAAUCAGCACGCCAGAUCCCUGUGGAAGAAAGGCUUGCUGCCAACCUUACCACCAAUGAGCAGACUAAGAUUGACCCUCUGCCUUUCCUAAGUUUAUUUCUUCAAUAAUCCUGGUUUUGUAGUUCCUCUUUUUGCCAGUUUCACGUGUUCUUUCAUUUUUGAGCAGCAUUCACUAUGUAUGUUGUAGUAGAGCAUGCUUCUGGUGAUGGUGUGCCAUGACGACAUCACUGUCACAGACUUCUGGUGAUGGUGUGCCAUGAUGACAUCACUGUCACAGACUUCUGGUGAUGGUGUGACGUCACGCUGCUUUUGCUUCUUUUGUCACUAAUGAUUUCUGAAACAAGAGUCUCUUUGUCUUUUAAUAAAGCACUUUCUGUCAAAAACUUAGGAAUUUUUCCUAAAUAUUGCUUUUUAUCAGUUUGCAGACAAAUCGUUCUCAUGUUUUUUCAGAUUCUCAAAAUUCUUAAUAUUCAUUAUCUGAUUAUGUUUUUAAUUUUAGCAGGGAGAUAGAUAAAAAGUUAAGUGCAAAUCUCCAAAAAUUCCUGAUUUUGGUUCUCAUGUCCUGAACACUGUUUUCUCAUCUGUAAUCCUCUUUCCUUUCAUUUAACUCGUGCACGAGCUUCCUUCAGUUGCCAUCUGCCAUGCUCUGGUGUCACAACAUUUACCGUUUAUUCAGCUGACUGGAACUCUCAGUUAUUAGGAUUAAGAUUAUCUCACUUGUGCCCAGGAUUACUUUCUCACCUUUGUGUUUCAUUGACCCCUCUUGUGGUUCAGAGUCUUAAUACAUGUUUUUGUCUUCUGGCAUACAGUUUUUUUUUGUUUUUGUUUUUGUUUUGUUUUUUCCUAAUUAGUUACUGUCUUUUGUCUAUGUAACAAAUAAUUUCACUCAUUUCUUCUGUCUAAAUGGCUUUCAAAUGCAUUUCAGAAUUUUUAUUUUUCAGUUGUAGGACAACUUUAAAUCAAAAUAAAUUAUAUUCCUCCCAUCUCCAACUUGAAACAUUAAGAAUAAAUGACCCUCUGAGGUCCAGCUGAUCUUUUCCCAUCAGAAAAAAUUAUCUUACAUUCUGAUAUAGUUUGUAUUAGGGCCAGUCAGUUGUGAAUUUUCCAAGUUCUUAAUGUUUAAUAAUAGUAUGCUUUAAAAAUUAAUAUGCCAGAUAAAAGAAAUCUCUAUAGCUUCUCUCUCAUGCAAAUAUAUUUAAAACAAUUCAUUGAACUGCUUGAAGAAUAGGAAAGGUAGUAAGUAUAGGUCAUUUUAAUCAAUUUGAAAUCUGUAAUACACAGCAUGCAGAAAUCCCUGUAAUAAAUUACUAGUUAGAUUUAUUUAAUUUGAUUCUUGAAGCUGAAAUGGAAUUUACCUCAAAAUUUCACACACAAAAAUUAAUUUUAGGCCAUUUGAAUAAAAAUCGAUUUAAAAAGAUUUCUCUGGACAGUAAUAUAAUUUUAAAAACAUCAUAAUAGGGCAUCAGAUAUGAUGUUAGUUCCCUUAAGAAAAUAUGAGUUGCAGGGCUGGAGAGAUGGCAUCACAGUAACAGUGCUUCCUGUGCUUACAGCAGACCCAAGUUCAGUUCCCAGCAGCUACAUACAUGGCAGCUUACAACUUCCACAGAAUCCAAUUCCCUUUCUGGGCCUCCACUGACAUGCACAUAACACCCCAUCCCAUACAACACACACAUACACAUAACUAUAAAGACAAAAGUAAAUCUUAAAAUACUAGUUAUAUGCCAGAGCUAAGUAAUAGAAAGAACUUGAUUUGAAUUCUGAAUAGAAUAAAAUUAUUUAAAUAAAAAUCCUAAUUUAAGUGUAUAAUUUUAAAAACUCUGCUACUGUAGAUGUUUGUGAAGACAUGCUAAAAACUGGCAUUACAUACACUUAUUUUUCAUCCUCAGAGCAACAAUAUUAUAAUUAAUAUUUAUAUUUACAAAUGAGGAAAUAAAAAUUAAGAGGAAAUUUGUCUAAGUUUCAUACCCAGACACACUGGGUAUUUCACCCUGGGUCUGUCUCUCCAUGUGUCUUUUAUGCACAACACACGGUCUACAUUCUUUCUGAACUGAUGUACAGUGUCCUGACAUACUGUACUCCAGCAGAUGUGUGGUUUGUGUGUAAGCCAAAAUGGUACCUUAAUGAUCUUAAGUUAGGUAAACAUAAAGGUCCAUAAUCAUUAUUGCUUUAAAACAGUUACUAAUUCAAUACAAAAUUCAGCCUACAUUUUAAAAGCUGUUUUAUCUGUCUCCAAGUAUUUUUACAUUGCAGAGUGAAAGGCAAAGUAAAUGCUAAGAAAAAAGUGAAGGGGGCAAAGUGAGCAGGGGCUCCUUAACUGAUCCCAUACCUCACUUGGGAAAAAGAGUUGCAUGUAAACUCGCAGUCUUCUCAAUCCUUUGACUUCCGUCUUUAAAAUGUCAGCUUUACCAAUGUCAGAAAAAUUGUUAAUCCAGAGAACUAAAUCUGUACAAAGAAUACGAGGUCAAUCCCCUCUUUAUAAAGCAGGCUAGUAUAGGCUUCUGUGCGUGUGUGUACUUGUUCCAGAGCCUGUAUGUUGGUUCUGAAUGAGAACAUAAGGAGCACUCCCAUCAGUGGGAAUUACAGAUUUCUUUAAAAUAUUUCCAAGUUUGACUUCUGAAUCCCAAAGAACGCCUGAUAUGGUACAGCUAUCACAUUGUACUUUUACUCUCUGUUAAUUAGUCAUUUAAAAUAGAAAAAAAAAUCAUAAAUGUUGUUUCCUCUUACCAUGUUUGUGGACAUAAAUAUUUCAUUGGGAGUCACUUUUAGAAUUUGAUAUUGUAUUAUAUCACAUUUUAUAAACCUAUGUUGAGCUUAGUACCAGUCAUGUAUAUGUUAUUACAUAACUAUCCACAGAUUUUUAAAAAUAUAUAAUUACCUAUAUCCUUAACUUCUUAAAAGAUUCUGCACACAUUCUAAUUCUACUGUUCUAGACUAGUCAUUCUAGGAAGUGUGUAACAUUCCCUCACAGGCCCUAGGAAUCUCUUUUAGGCUAUGAUAAUUUUAAAUACUCACACCCUUGAGUAGCAGUGGGCUAUGGUGUAUUUUGUUCUUUGGAUUUUUUUUCCCAGAAGAUAAAGUUGCAUUUUAACUUUUUUUUUUAGAUCAUGAUCUAUGCAAACUUCAUCCAAAAAAUACCUUACAUGACCCCUCCCUUACUGUGCUCCUUGAUUAUAUCAGUCUAGUCAGUGACUUCCUAGGCUACUUGACAAAGGUUAUUAUCAAAAAAGGCUUUUCUGUAAGUGUCCACAUUAACACAGAGGAAAUCCCCAUGUGCCCAAAGAGGUGGUAACACCCACCUGUUCCUGUCUUUAAGUCUCUCAUGAUUUAUACCGCCUGUCCCUCCACUAUCUGACUUGCAGUCAUGUGUCAGGAAAGUCUUUUCAUACCUGUUCUAUCUCUCUUGUUUGGCUUAAGGUCUGUUUCACAUACCUAGUAAGGAGAAGAUAUGGCUAUCCUCUCUAACACUCUUCAGUCAGCUUCAGGCUUCUCAACACCAGUUCAUCAAUAAAAUUGUUCCAGUUCCUUUAGGGUUUUUUCUUUUCAAAUCUAUUUUAAUUACUUUAUUUAUAUUUAAAAGCACUAAAACUCUGUUAUAUCCAAAUUAAUUACUCCAGUUAAUUUAUAGCACAGUAGUCUGAUAGAAUUGAAAAUAAAGCUGUUACCGUUGGAUUUGAUCAUCAAACCACCUGAAAAUCAGCACCUAAUUUUUGUAUUAUCUAACAUUUUUCUAUUAAAGUAUGUUUUAUGAUUUUUAUAUCUGUACAGAUAUAACUAAAAAGACAUGCAUACAUAAUUGUGUAUUUUUUUCCAUUAAAGUCUAACCUAUGUUACAGUAUAAUAUUAGUAUUAUAUGUUUGGGUAUUAUGAUUGAACCACAACAAAUAUUAUAAAUUUCUCUUUAUCAAAUACUGUAUUAAACACUAAAUGCAAAACUAAUUUUCAAAAGUAGACCCUAUAAAAAUCAGGUAUUCAUGAAUGUUUUUGUAUUUUUGUAGACCACUUUUGAAAUGCUUAUCAUUGUUUUUGCAGCAUAGACUGGAUUAAAACAAUUUUUAUUUUAACUUUCAAGUGAUUAAAGCUAGGUGUUUGCAUAGAAAGGAAAUCCUUAAAAAUUUAUCCCACGGCAUAUAAAUUUUGAGAAGCUAUACUUAAUGUUAAGAUUAUGCCCCCAAAUAAAUCUAUUGAGUCUUUUUAAAAUUUUCACUUUUGUUAUUACUGAUGUUUGUGGUGUUUCUAAUGAUCAUUGUAAACGUACACACUCACUUGUCAAAUGUAGUUUGCAGCCACAUUAAAAUCUGGAGGAGAAAGAAUCUUUACAGCUGUAUUGCUUUAUUAGGGUGUCUAGUUUGUAACUGAAUUUAAAAAAAAAAUUGACUGUACUUGAAUUUACAACUUGACUGUUCUUUCUUUUUAAAAUGCUUUUCCCCCAUUUAAUUUGUAUUUUAAAUUCCAGAAACAUCUUCAUGGUUUGGAAUCACUUUUAGACAUAGUAUUACUUAAAAACUCAGGGCCCCUUUCAUCUGUUUGUACACUGAAAGAGUUCAGUUGCUAACAAACAAUUAGAUCUAGUUGAAUAUUUCAAAGUAUUUGUUGCAUAGUAAUGUUUCAUCAUAUUGUUUGGCUUAAUUCACAUCAACAUGAUGUUUGAUUUUAUUAAUCAUAAAACUUGCCCAGUUCUGUAAUUACUGAAUAAAAGGAAUGACUCAACUAAUUGGCCACAUGUUACAGCAGAUUUAAGCCUUGGAGUUGAAGCACUGGCUUAAACACUUUCUGUUCUUGGUUCUGUGGAUAUACAUGAUGGGGCAAAUGUUUCAUUCUGUUUUGUUUUUUAAUAACAAGAUUAGGAAAGAUAAUUCUGAGAUAGAAUUUUCUUACAGGAUAAUUAGCAUUAUAAGACUUUAUAAAAGUGAUCUGACGGCUCUAGCCUUGGUGACAGCUUGGUGGCUUUAAGAAGGUGAGCUAUGGUGACCAGCUUUUCACAUUGUCAGAGCCAAACAGUUGUUCUUUGAGUCCACAAACUCAAAUUCUAAUUGGUCUGCUGUAUAUUUAAAUCUUUGCAGUUAGUUUUUUGUAAUCAGUCUCUUGUCUCAGGCUCCCUGCCUUGUUAUCAGUCUUAGCAUAUAAAAGAAACAUUUGUAAAGAUGUAUAAGAAUAAGAAAACUAAUGACUAAAAAAUGCAAUUCAAAGCAAUUAGGUUUCAAUUUAAUAUUGAGUUGCUUUACUUCUGUGGCUUUUAUUCUUCUUGUAAUAGUUAUUUAUUUAAGCAAUGUUGUAUGCCUUGUCUUCAUUUCUAUAGAGAUUGUAUUGUAUGUGUUUGUGUAAGCUGGAAUCAUCCUUGAUUUUCUGUUGCUAAUUUUUCAAAUCAAUUUACAUAGAUAACUAUAAAAUACACUAACUCUUAGGGUGUUAAUAGCUGAAACAUGGAGAUGUGUAGCUGCCAUGCUUUUUCUGAGUGGACAGGCGAAACACAAGCUACCAAGUCUUGAUUUCUGAGGAUGCUUUUUAGGAGAAGAAAGGCUGACAAUACUAGCACUUCCUCAGAACGCUCCUUGUUAACGGGUAUCUUUUGUUGGUGUGUUUUGCUCUUACCUUACAGAUAGAAUAUCGUGUGUGACUUUAUGAAUAAUUACUUUCAAUCAUUUUGCUUUUGUGUAAGCCAUCUGAGACUUGCUACUAUGCUGUGUAAGUUGUGUGAUGGAGCAGCGUGAGUAUGAAAUAAAGCGGAUCACUUUCCUUUUGUAUUAUCUAUGGAUGCCACUAUGAACGCUGACAUUAAGCCACUAAAGAGUUUUCUAUGAAUAAGUGUAAGUAAAUGCUUUGAUAUAUAGAAACCUAAAUAAAAAGAUUGUAUUGAGACAGAGACAUUGGCAAAGGAAGUUUUAAGGCAGUUCUUUAGGUUUAAAAGGCUUGCUGUAAAAUGGUGCAUUAUUCCAUUUAUUAAAGAUCAUAUUAAUGACAACA
Molecule: messenger RNA, 11382 nt
Organism: Arvicanthis niloticus (Nile rat)
Lineage: Eukaryota; Metazoa; Chordata; Mammalia; Rodentia; Muridae
Gene: Bmpr2
Product: bone morphogenetic protein receptor type 2
Biological process (GO): protein phosphorylation; blood vessel development; BMP signaling pathway
Cellular component (GO): signaling receptor complex; plasma membrane
Molecular function (GO): transforming growth factor beta receptor activity; ATP binding
Source: RefSeq, a predicted model, not a curated record